Messenger RNA from Oncorhynchus gorbuscha (pink salmon), 789 nucleotides. Its product is annotated as receptor-type tyrosine-protein phosphatase mu-like. The transcript has 8 exons. Bases 298 to 789 code for a protein of 163 amino acids. NCBI's taxonomy places the organism in Eukaryota, Metazoa, Chordata, Actinopteri, Salmoniformes, Salmonidae. The record is from RefSeq and is a predicted model, not a curated record.
GGAGACCAAGAUUGACUGUGUCCAGUCGCCACCAAAGCUGCCAUACUGGUGACUCAGCUCACUACUCCGUACAUCCGCAUCGCACCAGCGGCUGGUGACGACCAACUAACAGGACAGGCCACCCAUAAGCCUGUCGCUGUGGAGCCAGAGAAACAGACUGACAACACAGUGAAGAUAACCGGCGUAAUCGCUGGCGUCCUCCUCUUCGUCAUCAUCUUCCUCGGAGUCAUCCUCCUCCUGAAGAAAAGGAAGCUGGCUAAGAAACGUAAAGAGACGUUGAGCAGUACUCGACAGGAGAUGACAGUGAUGGUUAACUCUAUGGAUAAGAGUUGUACGGAGCAGGGGACAAACUGCGACGAGGCCUUGUCCUUCAUGGACACACACAGCCAAACCCUCAACACCAGGAGUGAGUGUACCCUCACACUCAAUGGCCGUAGCGAGUGCACCCUCGCCGUCAAUGGCAGAACUGUGUUGUCCCCUUCCUCCUUCACCCUGAAUAAGUCUAAUACUCUCAGUUCAACGCUCCCCAAGUCCUACUACCCAGAUCCCUUUGUGCCGACUGCUAUCUUAGACGACAGCCAGAUGCUGGGUGGUGGUGGUAGCUGCAGCGACACCAGCAGUCUGGUCCAGUCUCACGGCCACUCCCUGAGAAAGAGGGAGGGGACAGUAGACGCGCCCUACCAGACGGGCCAGCUCCACCCUGCUAUCAGAGUAGCCGACCUGCUGCAGCACAUCACGCAGAUGAAAUGUGCGGAGGGAUACGGCUUCAAGGAAGAGUACGAGAAAUAG